Aspergillus pseudotamarii is the source of this 598-nucleotide messenger RNA. RefSeq lists its product as uncharacterized. The record is from RefSeq and is a predicted model, not a curated record. Lineage: Eukaryota; Fungi; Ascomycota; Eurotiomycetes; Eurotiales; Aspergillaceae. The transcript has a single exon. The coding region runs from base 100 to 312 and encodes 70 amino acids.
GAGCAGAACAUCGCUGAUAGUACGAAGAUGAUUCUACUUGCAGUGAAAGUCUUGUAUAUUCUAUAAUAGAGCUGAUGUCAAAAAUAUUGGCAUUAUAUUAUGCCAAUGAUUGUCAGUUUAUUCUUUUUGUUGAGCAUUGUUGAUGCGCACAUUUAUCCACCUCCUUUUUACCAUGAAAAAGAGAAGAAAAAGAAAAUCAUGGAAAAGAGAAAGAUUUAUGUUCAGAGAAAGUCAUUUUUAUUUUUCCUUUAUAACAAUCGGCAACUCUGCCACAUAGUACUUCUCAGUCCCAAGGGUCCAACCAGUCCGUAGUCUGGAUUCCCGUGCAGGGCUCCACUUGUUGAAUCCUCUCGAAAGAGGAAACUUCAUCACAAGACGACUUAGAACCCUAAGCCAGAAUCAUGAGGCAGGUAGUUCACCGCAUCUACGGAGUAUACUGCGUUGGUCGCUUGAACCACUAUCAUUUUAUAGGCGCCCAGUGAUCUGGCAGUCAUGAUGCUGUAGGGAGGACCAACCGGGAAAAAGGGAAAAAAAAAUAUCGGAUGGCUGGUCAUGCAAUGCCCAUGCCCAUAUAUGGUCCAUUGACUGUCUCCCAACG